GCAUCGUCCCAUCCAUAUUCGUAGCCAUACACUGCCCGCCCGAGAAAGAUCGAGUGCGCUUUCUCCUCCUGCCCGGCCUCGUCGUCGCUUAGCUUCCCGCCACGAGUAUGACGGCGCCCAUGGAGCGGCACCACUCCAUCGACGCGCAGCUCCGCCUCCUCGCCCCUGGCAAGGUCUCCGAGGACGACAAGCUCAUCGAGUACGACGCCCUCCUCGUCGACCGCUUCCUCGACAUCCUCCAGGACCUCCACGGCCCUCACCUGCGCGAAUUCGUGCAGGAUUGCUACGAGCUGUCGGCGGAGUACGAGGGCGACCGCGACGCGGCGCGGCUGGAGGAGCUGGGCGGCAGGCUGACGGGUCUGGCCCCCGCCGACGCCAUCGUGGUGGCCAGCUCCUUCUCCCACAUGCUCAACCUGGCCAACCUCGCAGAGGAGGUGCAGAUCGCCAACCGCCGUAGGAACAAGCUCAAGCGCGGGGACUUCGCCGACGAGGCCUCCGCCACCACCGAGUCCGACAUCGAGGAGACGCUCAAGAGGCUCGUGUCCGAGCUCGGCAAGUCCCGCGACGAGGUCUUCGACGCGCUCAAGAACCAGACCGUCGACCUCGUCUUCACCGCCCACCCCACGCAGUCCAUCCGGAGGUCGCUCCUCCAGAAGCACGGAAGGAUACGGAAUUGCCUGAGGCAGCUGUACGCCAAGGACAUCACGGCCGACGACAAGCAGGAGCUCGACGAGGCUCUUCAGAGAGAGAUUCAAGCUGCUUUUCGAACUGAUGAAAUACGGAGAACACAGCCUACUCCACAGGAUGAAAUGCGUGCCGGGAUGAGUUACUUCCACGAAACAAUAUGGAAGGGUGUUCCAAAGUUUUUGCGUCGCGUGGACACAGCUCUUAAGAAUAUCGGAAUUGAUGAGCGUCUUCCAUACAAUGCUCCUCUCAUUCAGUUCUCAUCUUGGAUGGGUGGUGACCGUGAUGGAAAUCCCAGAGUUACACCAGAGGUGACAAGGGAUGUAUGCCUGCUGGCUAGAAUGACGGCGGCAAACUUGCACUUCUCUCAGAUAGAGGAGCUCAUGUUUGAGCUCUCAAUGUGGCGAUGCAACGAUGAACUUCGAGUCCGAGAUGAGGAAUUGCACCGUACUUCGAGGAAAGCUGAAAAACAUUACAUCGAGUUCUGGAAGCAAGUUCCCCCGACUGAACCUUACCGUGUGAUACUCGGGUAUGUACGGGACAAACUGUACUUCACACGCGAGCGUGCACGCCAUCUAUUGACUACCGGAUCUUCUGACAUUCCUACGGAGUCCACCUUCAUCAACGUGGAAGAGUUUCUGGAGCCCCUCGAGCUGUGCUACCGAUCACUGUGUGACAGCGGCGACAAGACCGUCGCCGACGGGAGUCUCCUCGAUUUCCUGCGCCAGGUGUCCACCUUCGGGCUCUCUCUCGUGAAGCUCGACAUUCGGCAGGAGUCGGAGCGGCACGCCGACGCCCUGGACGCGAUCACCACGUACCUUGGCAUCGGCUCGUACCGCUCGUGGCCGGAGGAGAAGCGGCAGGAGUGGCUUCUGUCAGAGCUGAGGGGCAAGCGUCCCCUGUUCGGCGACGACCUCCCCAUGAACGAGGAGGUGGCGGACGUCAUCGGCACGUUCCGCGUCCUCGCGGAGCUUCCGCCGGACUGCUUCGGCGCCUACGUCAUCUCCAUGGCGACGGCGCCGUCCGACGUGCUCGCGGUCGAGCUCCUGCAGCGGGAGUGCCAUGUGGAGCACCCACUGAGGGUGGUCCCGCUGUUCGAGAAGCUCGCCGACCUGGAGUCUGCCCCGGCCGCCGUCGCGCGGCUGUUCUCGAUCGACUGGUACAUGGACAGGAUCGGCGGCAAGCAGGAGGUGAUGAUCGGGUACUCGGACUCCGGCAAGGACGCCGGUCGUCUGUCCGCGGCUUGGCAGCUGUACAAGGCACAGGAGCAGCUCGUGGAGGUGGCGAAACAGUACGGGGUGAAGCUGACCAUGUUCCACGGGAGAGGCGGCACGGUCGGCAGGGGCGGAGGGCCGACCCAUCUGGCCAUACUGUCCCAGCCGCCGGAGACCAUCCAUGGGUCUCUCCGCGUGACGGUGCAGGGCGAGGUGAUCGAGCACUCGUUUGGGGAGGAGCACCUCUGCUUCAGGACUCUGCAGCGGUUCACGGCGGCCACCCUCGAGCACGGCAUGCACCCCCCGGUGUCCCCCAAGCCCGAGUGGCGCGCCCUCAUGGACGAGAUGGCCGUGGUGGCCACCGAGGAGUACCGAGCCAUGGUGUUCAAAGAACCAAGAUUCGUCGAGUACUUCAGAUCGGCGACUCCUGAAACGGAGUACGGUAGGAUGAACAUCGGCAGCCGGCCGUCGAAGCGGAAGCCCGGCGGCGGCAUCGAGACGCUGCGCGCGAUCCCGUGGAUCUUCGCGUGGACGCAGACGAGGUUCCACCUCCCUGUGUGGCUCGGGUUCGGCGCCGCCUUCAAGCACGCGAUGCACAAGGACAUCAGGAACAUCCAGGCUCUGAGGGAAAUGUACAACGAGUGGCCGUUCUUCAGGGUCACCCUGGACCUGCUCGAGAUGGUCUUCGCCAAGGGGGACCCCGGCAUCGCCGCGCUUUACGACGAGCUGCUCGUCGCCGACGACCUGAAGCCUCUCGGGGAGCAGCUGAGGAGCAACUACGAGGAGACAAGGAAGCUGCUCGUCCAGGUUGCUGGUCAUAAGGACGUUCUUGAAGACGACCCGUACCUGAAGCAGCGGCUGAGGCUGCGCGACCCUUACAUCACGAUCCUGAACGUCUGCCAGGCAUUCACGCUGAAGCGGAUCAGGGACCCCAGCUUCCAGGUGACGGCGCAGCGGCCGCUGUCCAAGGAGUUCGUCGACGAGAACCAGCAGGCUUCGCUGGUGAAGCUGAACGCGGCGAGCGAGUACGCGCCGGGACUGGAGGACACGCUCAUCCUCACCAUGAAGGGCAUCGCUGCCGGCAUGCAGAACACGGGUUAGAUUUCAGACUGCCCCGGGUUUUGUUGUGUGUAAAUCUUCAGACUGCCUAUUCUGGAAUUCAGAAUUUACAAGAAAUUACAAUGUCGAAAUAAUGUUCGCCUGCUUGAUGUAAAUGUGAAGUGGAACUUCUCAGCUGUUCAAUCAGUGUAUAAAUAUGUCAAACAAACAAAUGCGGUUCACUAAA
This is a messenger RNA of Lolium rigidum, 3183 nucleotides long. Its product is annotated as phosphoenolpyruvate carboxylase 1-like. Gene Ontology annotation, molecular function: phosphoenolpyruvate carboxylase activity. The transcript is spliced from 10 exons. The record is from RefSeq and is a predicted model, not a curated record. Gene Ontology annotation, cellular component: cytosol; apoplast; chloroplast. NCBI's taxonomy places the organism in Eukaryota, Viridiplantae, Streptophyta, Magnoliopsida, Poales, Poaceae. Bases 108 to 2999 code for a protein of 963 amino acids. Gene Ontology annotation, biological process: carbon fixation; leaf development; tricarboxylic acid cycle.